AUGUGAAGCAAGUGUCAUGAAGACGCUAGCUCGCUAUGCACUUCUGUGUGCCAGUAUAUUGCUGUAUGGAUGGCUGUUCUGUAUAGACUUCUCUAGUGAUAGUCCGGACGUUGAAGAAGCCCCAUCAUCACUUUGGGAUGGUUCGAAGUACGAAACAGCGCCGUAUCUCGAGGAAGGACCAAAGGAAUGUGCUAUGCAUUCAUGCUUCGAUUUUACCAAAUGCACGUCGAAACUGAAAGUUUUUGUUUAUCCUGAUGUCGAAGAAAUACCUCCGUCAGAAGUUUAUCGGAAAAUCCUCACUGCAUUCCGAGAAAGUCAGUACGCCGUUUCCGAUCCUGCGGAUGCAUGCCUAUUUGUCGUCAGUGUGGAUACGAUUGAUAGGGAUAAGAUCAGGUGA
Molecule: messenger RNA, 397 nt
Organism: Cooperia oncophora
Lineage: Eukaryota; Metazoa; Nematoda; Chromadorea; Rhabditida; Trichostrongylidae
Source: the annotation of a GenBank genome assembly